CGACUAUGAUAUUUUUUGGGCAUUUCUAAUAAUAUCCAGUCUUAUUCCUAUUUUGGCAUUUCUAAUUUCUGGAAUUUUAGCCCCGAUUAGCAAAGGGCCCGAAAAACUUUCUAGUUAUGAAUCGGGAAUAGAACCAAUGGGUGAUGCUUGGUUACAAUUUCGAAUCCGUUAUUAUAUGUUUGCUCUAGUUUUUGUUGUUUUUGAUGUUGAAACGGUUUUUCUUUAUCCCUGGGCAAUAGGUUUUGAUAUAUUGGGGAUAUCCGUAUUUAUAGAAGCUUUAAUUUUCGUGCUUAUCCUAAUUGUUGGUUCAGUUUAUGCAUGGCGAAAAGGGGCAUUAGAAUGGUCUUAAUUCUUGAAUAUUUAGAUAAUAAAAAAAAAACAUUUAGACAGUUAUGAAUUCCAUUGAGUUUCCCUUACUUGAUCGAACAACCCAAAAUUCAGUUAUUUCAACUACAUUAAAUGAUCUUUCAAAUUGGUCAAGACUAUCCAGUUUAUGGCCGCUUCUCUAUGGUACCAGUUGUUGCUUCAUUGAAUUUGCUUCAUUAAUAGGAUCACGAUUCGACUUUGAUCGUUAUGGACUGGUACCGCGAUCUAGUCCUAGGCAGGCAGACCUUAUUUUAACAGCGGGCACAGUAACUAUGAAAAUGGCUCCUUCUUUAGUUAGAUUAUAUGAGCAAAUGCCCGAACCAAAAUAUGUUAUUGCUAUGGGAGCCUGUACAAUUACAGGGGGUAUGUUCAGUACCGAUUCUUAUAGUACUGUUCGGGGAGUUGAUAAGCUAAUUCCCGUGGAUGUCUAUGUGCCAGGCUGUCCACCUAAACCAGAGGCCAUUAUAGAUGCUAUAACAAAACUUCGUAAGAAAAUAUCUCGAGAAAUCGAUGAAGAUCAUAUUAGGUCUCAACAAGAAAAUAGGUCACCAGGAGGACUGUUAGCUAGUGUGUAUCAUCUUACAAGAAUAGAGUCUGGGAUAGAUCAACCGGAAGAGGUAUGCAUAAAAGUAUAUGUACCAAGGAAAAAUCCCCGAAUUCCUUCUAUUUUCUGGGUUUGGAAAAGUGCGGAUUUUCAAGAGAGGGAAUCUUAUGAUAUGUUAGGAAUCUCUUAUGAAAAUCAUCCGCGUCUGAAACGUAUUUUAAUGCCCGAAAAUUGGAUAGGAUGGCCUUUGCGUAAAGAUUAUAUCGCCCCCAAUUUUUAUGAAAUACAAGAUGCUUACUAAAUGAUAAAAAUACAAAAACAAAUCUGGCAUUUCGACAACCAAAAAGAAAAAUAUUCAAGGAAUAUCCAUUCAUUCUCUUAGAGACCAAAAAAGUAAUUGAAGUUCAAUCAGCCAGAAUAAAAGAAUAAUGGAAGUCCCAUUCCCAUAUAGGGAUUGGAUAGAUAACAAAAUUCACAACAAUAAUGUGGGUGGGUAUUGCAAAAAAGAUUUGGGUAAGGAUUCAUUGAGAUUGUAAAUUUUGAACAAUACUUUUUUCGUAUGAGCCAAGCCAAUAGGAUGAACUGAAAAAGUUCUGCAUCAUGAACUAUGUAACGUUCACAUCAAUAUCUAUUCUAUUAUAUUGCCGCGAAAAAGAAAGUAACAUGAAAGCAAAGG
Molecule: messenger RNA, 1586 nt
Organism: Arachis ipaensis
Lineage: Eukaryota; Viridiplantae; Streptophyta; Magnoliopsida; Fabales; Fabaceae
Source: RefSeq, a predicted model, not a curated record